UAAACGGGUUCUGAUGCAAGAAGAACGAUGAAAUUUGGUUGCCUUUCCUUCCGACAGCCCUAUGCGGGAUUAGUUUUAAACAAGGUCAAAACAGUAGAGACCCGCUGGCGUCCUUUGCUAGCAGACUACAAGAACUGCACCAUUGCUAUUCAUAUAGCUGUUAAGGACUGGGAAGAUGAAACAUGGCGAGCAAUUCUGUUGAAUAGGUUUGGAAUGACACCAGAACAAGUGCAAGAUUUGCUGGAUAAAGGGGAAAAAUUUGGCAGAGGAGUUAUUGCAGGAUUAAUUGACAUUGGAGAGACAUCACUGUAUCCAGAAAACUUGCCUCCUGAAAAGAUCCUGGAUUUGGAAAACAAAGCUGUUCUCAGUAAUCUAGAACAGAAAUACUUGACUGUUAUCUCAAAUCCAAGAUGGCUCCUGGAACCAAUUCCUGCCAGAGGGGGAAGAGGUGUGUGGCAGGUGGACAUCCCCGAAGAACUGAUCCCUUCAGAAGCCAGGUCAGUGCAAGCAAUUAAUUCAACUGAUGCAGUCAUCCACAUCAUGCUUUACUGAGAGAUGAACUGCAACCAGAUAGAUACGGAGUUUUGCAUUGCCACAAGUUUC
Messenger RNA from Egretta garzetta (little egret), 603 nucleotides. Its product is annotated as protein EOLA1. The record is from RefSeq and is a predicted model, not a curated record. The coding region runs from base 28 to 552 and encodes 174 amino acids. Lineage: Eukaryota; Metazoa; Chordata; Aves; Pelecaniformes; Ardeidae. The transcript has 3 exons.